AUGACCAGCCCUAACGGCAGUGACCAAGGUGACUUCAUCCUGCUGGGCUUCUCCGAUCAACCCCAGCUCGAGCCGGUCCUCUUCGUCGUCAUCCUGGCUGCCUAUGUCCUGACACUGCUGGGCAACUCGGCCAUUAUCCUGGUGUCCUGGGUGGACUCCCGGCUCCACACCCCCAUGUACUUCUUCCUGAGCAACCUCUCCUUCCUAGACCUCUGCUUCACCACCAGCUCCAUCCCGCAGCUGCUCUUCAACCUGCGGGGUCCGGUCAAGACCAUCAGCUACUGGGGCUGCGCGCUUCAGCUCUUCCUGUUCCUGGGGGUCGGUGGGGUGGAGUGCUUCCUCUUGGCCGUCAUGGCAUACGAUCGCUUCGUCGCCGUGUGCCGCCCUCUGCACUACCCUACCAUCAUGCACCCGCGCCUGUGCAUGGGCUUGGUGUCCGUGGCGUGGGCGGGUGGACUGGCCAACUCCUUAGCCAUGUCCCCGGUGACCUUUUUGCUCCCCCGCUGCGGGCGCCACGAGGUGGACCACUUCCUUUGCGAGAUGCCUGCGUUGAUCCACAUGGCCUGCAUCGACACCGCAGUGGUCGAGGGAACCGCCUUCGUCCUGGCUGUGGGCAUAGUGCUGGCCCCCUUGGUCUUCAUCCUGGUCACUUACGCCGCCAUCGUCCAUACGGUGGUGGGCAUGGGGUCGAUGACCGGGAGGCGCAAGGCGGCCAACACCUGCGGCUCCCACCUGACGGUGGUGUCCCUCUUCUACGGCAACAUCAUCUACAUCUACAUGCAGCCUGGCAGCGGAGGGGCUCAGAAGCAGAACAAGUUCCCGACGCUCUUCUAUAACAUCGUGACUCCUCUCUUCAACCCCCUCAUCUACACCCUGAGGAACAAAGAGGUGAAAGGGGCCCUGAGGAAGCUCCUCGGCUUGGAACGGGACUCGAGGAAGAAUUGA
Molecule: messenger RNA, 945 nt
Organism: Tachyglossus aculeatus (Australian echidna)
Lineage: Eukaryota; Metazoa; Chordata; Mammalia; Monotremata; Tachyglossidae
Product: olfactory receptor 2W3-like
Exons: 1
Coding region: 1-945 (314 amino acids)
Biological process (GO): G protein-coupled receptor signaling pathway
Cellular component (GO): membrane
Molecular function (GO): olfactory receptor activity; G protein-coupled receptor activity
Source: RefSeq, a predicted model, not a curated record